Molecule: messenger RNA, 2507 nt
Organism: Cuscuta europaea
Lineage: Eukaryota; Viridiplantae; Streptophyta; Magnoliopsida; Solanales; Convolvulaceae
Source: the annotation of a GenBank genome assembly
UGACAAAGAAAGAAAGAAGUGCAGGAUUGAGAGAUGGCUCUCCCGCAAUGUCCAUUCCCAUCAUCAUCAUCAUCUUCUUCUGCCGCACUUUGUGUACACGGCUCAUCUCUCAGCCGCACCUCUAUCUUUCCCCACCACUUGAACUUCAGGUAUAGGCACAUUCCAGAUUUACCCUCGACUGCCCGGAUUAGGACCACCUGCUCUGCUGCUUUCUCUGCCUCGCCCAAUUUAUCCAUAACCUCUUUUUCUCAGUUGAUUGAAGCUUUAAUAAGUGGAAAAGACUUGACUGAAUCUGAAGCUGAAGAAUCUCUUGAGUUUCUGUUGGAUGGUGCAGACGAAGCUCUGAUUAGUGCAUUUCUUGUUCUCUUGAGGGCUAAAGGAGAAACAUAUGAAGAAGUGGUGGGAAUGGCAAGGGCUAUGAUAAAACAGUGUAGAAGAGUUGAAGGAUUAGAAGGCGCAGUUGUUGACAUUGUUGGCACAGGAGGUGAUGGCGUAAACACUGUAAACAUCUCAACUGGCGCUUCCAUUCUUGCUGCUGCUUGUGGUGCCAAAGUUGCUAAGCAAGGGAAUAGGUCAAGCUCAUCUGCUUGUGGAAGUGCUGAUGUACUGGAAGCUCUAGGGGUUGCUAUUGAGCUAGACCCCGAGGGGGUAAAAAAGUGUGUAAAUGAAGCAGGAAUUGGAUUUAUGAUGUCCCCCAUCUACCACCCAGCAAUGAAGAUUGUUAGUCCUGUCAGGAAAAAACUAAAAGUCAAGACAAUAUUUAACAUCCUGGGCCCAAUGUUAAAUCCAGCCAGAGUUCCUUUUGCUGUUAUUGGAGUCAGCAAAGAAAACCUUGUCUACAAAAUGGCUAAAGCAGCUCAACGGUUUGGCAUGAAAAGAGCAUUGGUAGUUCACUCAGAAGGCCUAGAUGAGAUGAGUCCUCUUGGAAGGGGCUCAAUCCUUGAUGUUACUCCGACUAAGAUUGAGAAAUUCCCAUUUGACCCAUUGGAUUUUGGCAUUCCACGCUGCACUUUGGAGAGCUUGAAAGGUGGAUACCCGGACUACAAUGCUAUGACACUUAAGCGAGUUCUAUGCGGCGAAAGUGGACCAAUUGGUGAUGCAUUGGUGUUAAAUGCAGCUGGAGCUCUUUUUGUCAGUGGACUUGUAGAAAGUUUGGAUGAAGGAGUGAGUCUUGCUCGAACAACAUUACUCUCAGGCAGAGCUUUGGAUGCUCUCCAUCUUUGGAUUCAAGUUUCAAAUAAUGUCAAAGAGUCGUCACAUCUCAAGAGUAUAAGCAUAGCUCCCCACUAAAGUGGGCCCCGCUAACUCUUAACGAAUUUUACAACGGCGGUCACUCCUAAUGCUUGGCCAGCUGAGGAGAGAGUAUCUUGAUCCUGCUUCUUUUCCUUGGGAAUGCCAUCAUAAUAAAAAAUAAUAUUAGCCUUAUAUAUUUUUUGGUACAUGGGAAAAUAAUAUUAGCCUUUAUUAUCACUGUACAAUUUAUAGAGAAAUGGUUUUCAAGGGUUAUUAGUAGUUUAUUACUGUACAUUUAUUUCUAGUGCUAUAAAUUGUUGGGUUAAUGGUAGGGGUGGAUCGGUUUCGGUUCGGGCCCGGUUCGGGCCUGGGCUCGGCCGGGCCUCGGUUCAUGAAAGGGGAGGCCCAAAACCGGCCCGGGUAACCCCGGGUCCGGGCCGGGCCAGGCCUCGGUUUUUAUAUUUUUUUUUGGCUUUUCCUAAUUAACCCCCAACCCUCCCUCCUCACCCCCAAACCACCCCAAACCACCUCAAAUGGCCCAUCAUACCCAGCCCAACCCAAAAACUUAAAAAAAAUUCAAAAAAAAAAAAUAAAAAAAUAAUAAUUUGGCUCGGACCGGGCCCGAACUGGCCGGGCCGAUUCAUGAUUUAGGAGGCCCGGGCCCGGCCCGCCUACCUCACCGGGCCGGGUGGCCCGAACCGGGCACCAACCGGGUCACCGGGCCGGUCCGGGCCCGCACAGUAGCAGGUCGGUCCGGUUCCGGGUCUGUUGGCCCGGCCCGAGUCCACUCCUAGUUAAUGGGUCCAGUACAGAUCGGCCCAUUACCCUUAGGAUCUUGAGGUCAUCUGUACCCAAAAUUGGUAGACGGUCGGCUUCUGACGCAUUUUGCCUAACACAGGCCAGAAUGCCAGAUAAUGUAUGGGCCGUGCGGAUCCAUGGCCUUUUACAUCAGUGAACCCAAGCUGGUCGUAGAGAGGACGCUUGUCCACCCAGGGGCGUAUCUAGCGUGGGGGCAGGGGGCAGCUGCCCCCACUCAACCCCCACCUUACCCCAUUAUAUAUAUAUCAAAUUUUAUUUGUGUGUAUAUAUAUAUAUAGGGAAGAGAUCAAAUAAAAAGAGGUUCUCCCGUGCAAAGUGUGAACGAUUGCACUUUUGGUGUUUCUGUUGCCCUUUUUCGCGAUGGCAAAAAACUUCAUUUUAAUUACGAAAUUGCCAUCGCGCUUUUGAUCAAAUUUAGUUCACUUUUGGCUCAUUUUGAGUCAUUAGAUCUGAAA